GGCGGGACGGCGCGGCGGCGGCGUCAACGGGCGGGCGCGGGGCGCGUGUCAUGGCGGAGCUGGCGCAGGGGCAGAGCGCGGCGCCUGUGGGGAUCAAGCCCGAGGGCUUCGUCGAUGCUCUGCACCGGGUCCGGCAGAUUGCUGCUAAGAUUGGAGAUAUUCCUCAUUUGAAUAAUUCUACAACACUCGUGGACCCGUCAGUUUACGGUUAUGGAGUGCAGAAACGGCCCCUUGAUGAUGGAGGUCUCCGUGUAAGUGGGCUCCAUGGAGCACAGAUAAGAGAUACAGAGAGAAUAGGUAACCAGUUAGGGGCCCUGGUACAUCAAAGGGCUGUAAUAACAGAAGAUUUCAAAGUGCCUGAUAAAAUGGUUGGAUUUAUAAUCGGCAGGGGAGGGGAGCAGAUCUCACGGAUUCAGAUCGAGUCUGGCUGCAAAAUUCAAAUUGCUCCAGACAGUGGUGGGAUGCCUGAGAGGCCCUGUGUGCUCACCGGGACACCAGAGAGCAUUGAACAAGCAAAACGGCUACUGGGGCAGAUUGUAGAUCGCUGUCGGAACGGACCUGGUUUUCACAACGAUGUUGAUGGCAACAGUACGAUUCAGGAGAUUUUGAUCCCGGCAUCCAAAGUGGGUCUAGUCAUCGGCAAAGGAGGUGAAACAAUAAAACAGUUGCAGGAGCGAACAGGUGUGAAAAUGAUUAUGAUCCAAGAUGGUCCAAUGCCUACUGGAGCAGAUAAACCUCUCCGUAUUACUGGAGAUGCAUUUAAAGUACAGCAAGCAAGGGAAAUGGUACUGGAGAUCAUCCGAGAGAAAGAUCAGGCAGACUUCCGAGGCGUACGCAAUGAUUUCAGUUCUAGAAUGGGAGGAGGCAGCAUAGAGGUCUCUGUGCCCAGGUUUGCUGUUGGAAUUGUAAUAGGAAGAAAUGGAGAAAUGAUCAAAAAGAUUCAGAAUGAUGCUGGAGUUAGGAUUCAAUUUAAACCAGAUGAUGGGAUUAGUCCUGAAAGAGUCGCACAGGUCAUGGGGCUUCCCGAUAGGUGUCAACAUGCAGCACACAUCAUCAGCGAGCUUAUUCUUACAGCACAGGAACGAGAUGGCUUUGGAAGUUUGGCUGUAGCCCGGGGAAGAGGUCGUGGCCGUGGGGACUGGAGUGUUGGAACACCUGGGGGCAUGCAGGAAAUAACCUACACGGUGCCAGCUGACAAGUGUGGUCUCGUUAUAGGCAAAGGUGGUGAGAACAUCAAGAGCAUAAAUCAGCAGUCAGGAGCUCACGUGGAGCUCCAGAGAAACCCACCUCCAAACACAGACCCUGGCGUACGAAUAUUCACAAUCAGAGGAGUUCCCCAGCAAAUUGAACUCGCUAGACAUCUCAUAGAUGAGAAAGUUGGUGGUACCAGCAUGGGUGGACCUGGAGGAUUUGGUCAGAGUCCGUUCAACCAAGCACCCACUACACCUCAUCAAAAUGGUCCUCAGGCGUUCAUGACGCAGGGUUGGGGCAGUACCUACCAGACGUGGCAGCAGCCUGGACAGCAAGUCCCAAGCCAACAGAGCCAGCAGCAGAACAGCCAUCCCGAUUACAGCAAAGCAUGGGAGGAAUAUUACAAAAAACAGAGUCAUGCUGCCAGCGCUGCUUCUCAGGCAAGCUCCCAGCCGGACUACACGAUGGCCUGGGCAGAGUAUUACAGACAGCAGGCUGCCUACUAUGGGCAGACACUAGGGCAGGCGCAGGCCCACAGCCAGGAGCAGUAGAACAACGUCCUCGUGGCCAUCGUCGCUAUUUGGUUUCUCCCUCGGAAUCAUUGUGGAAGAAAACCUUUUUGUAACAGAGGUUUCUAGAUUUGCAACGUUUUGAUGAAGACUUUUCUGUUUGUUUGUGAAACACUAGCUGUAGGAUAAUCCAUACUGAACUUUUCUAAGAAUCAGGAGCAAUUAGUAACGUACUAAACUUACGGACAUGCUGGUAAUUUUGUUUCUAAAUUUAUACAAAACAGCAAAAAAAAAAAAAAAAAAACCAUAAAC
Molecule: messenger RNA, 2012 nt
Organism: Phasianus colchicus (ring-necked pheasant)
Lineage: Eukaryota; Metazoa; Chordata; Aves; Galliformes; Phasianidae
Gene: FUBP3
Product: far upstream element binding protein 3
Molecular function (GO): RNA binding
Source: RefSeq, a predicted model, not a curated record